AUGCUGUUUUGGCACAACCAGCCGGAGCACCUGUGGCCCAGUCCUGGGGAGGUGUACCCGGGGACUCAUGGCAGCCUGCUCAGGGAGCCCCUGCCCUUGCCCUACUUGAAGCAGGAAGAGCUGCCCAGCAUCCCCAGUGCAGAGCCACCGUGCCCUGUGUUCCAGUAUGUGCUCCGUGCAGCCACCUCGCCGGCCAUGAAGCAGCAGGAGGAGACCCUCACCUACCUGAACCAGGGCCAGUCUUAUGAGGUGCGGAUGUUCUUCAACCCCAAGCUGGGCGAUGCUGCUCAGUGCCCUCAGCUGCUAAAGAGUGUGGUGCGUGUGGUGUUCCAUGAUCGGCGACUGCAGUACAUGGAGCAGCAGCAGCUGGACGAGUGGAGGUGGAGCCGGCCCGGGGAUCGCAUCCUGGACAUUGAUGUGCCAGUCUCUGUGGGAGUGAUAGAACCCCAAGUGCUGCCCUCGCAGCUCAACACAGUGGAGUUUCACUGGGACCCAAUCAAGAGGACUUCUGUCUUCCUGCAGGUUCACUGCAUCAGCACUGAGUUCACGCCUCGGAAGAAAGGUGGAGAGAAAGGCGUUUCUUUCCGCCUCCAGAUUGACACCUUUAAGCCCAGCGACAAGGGGCUUCUGCCUGAGCACCUGCAUUCAGCUGGUUGCCUCAUUAAGGUGUUCAAGCCUAAAGGAGCUGACCGGAAGCUGAAAACUGACCGGGAGAAGAUCGAGAAGCAGCCCCCGCAUGAGAGAGACAAGUAUCAGACUGCCUGCGAGAGCACGGUCUUCUUGGAGUGUUCACCAUGGCCAGAGCCCACUGCAGGGCCCCACCCAGCUCUCAGCUCUCUGGCGCUGACCUCUCCCAACUCCUCCAAGCUCCUGUCCCCAGAGAGGCUCUGUUCCUCACCACCCUUCCCUUUGGACACCUUGGGGUGUGGCCCAGCUGAGGAUCUGAACCCUGGAGCCUCCAUCUCAGAGACACAGCAGUGGUUGCAUCGGCACCGGUUCUCCAGCUACUGCCGGACGCUGGCCAGCUUCACUGGUAUGGAUCUGCUGAAGCUUACUCGUCAGGACCUUAUCCAGAUCUGCGGGGCUGCCGACGGGAUCCGCCUUUUCAAUACUCUUAGAGCCAGGCCCAUCCGUCACCGGCUGACUUUAUAUGUGGCUCAGGAGGCCGCUAGACAAGAGAACAAGGUUCCUAAGAACCCCGACUCAGGUUUUUAUCAAGAGAUCUGUUUGGAUGAACUCAGUGCUGCAGAGCUGGUGGGGAAACUGGCUGAGCUCCUAGCCCUCCCAGCCAGUCAGAUCCAUCGUCUUUUUCACCAGGGCCCUGGGGGCAUCCUCAUUCUCCUCAGUGACCAGGUGGUCCAGAAUCUUAAGGAUGAAUCAUACUUUGUGGCCGUGGUGAAGAAAGUGCAGAAUCCAGAUGGCUACUACUUGGUUCUUACCUAG
Molecule: messenger RNA, 1443 nt
Organism: Cynocephalus volans (Philippine flying lemur)
Lineage: Eukaryota; Metazoa; Chordata; Mammalia; Dermoptera; Cynocephalidae
Product: transcription factor CP2-like protein 1
Exons: 15
Coding region: 1-1443 (480 amino acids)
Biological process (GO): regulation of transcription by RNA polymerase II
Cellular component (GO): nucleus
Molecular function (GO): DNA-binding transcription activator activity, RNA polymerase II-specific; RNA polymerase II cis-regulatory region sequence-specific DNA binding
Source: RefSeq, a predicted model, not a curated record